Molecule: messenger RNA, 2751 nt
Organism: Pieris rapae (cabbage white)
Lineage: Eukaryota; Metazoa; Arthropoda; Insecta; Lepidoptera; Pieridae
Exons: 2
Coding region: 71-2614 (847 amino acids)
Source: RefSeq, a predicted model, not a curated record
GUUAAUAAAUUUAAGUAUAAACAUAAUAUUAUGAAUUCAGAAUAACAGUAUAAAGUUUUAAUGAAAAAAAAUGUUGAGAACAACCUUUUCAAAAAUCAAAAGGGUCUGCAGCGUUGCCCUUAUCCCUCGAAUUUUUCAAGAGGACGUGAAAUAUGCAGCUCAGAAGAAAUUUACAAAACAUUCUAUGAUCACGUCCCACGCAACAAAAACUACAAGUUCAAAUUCUGGAGCAACGGAUAACAAUAACUUUCACGGCGGCGAUAAAAAACCCGAAGAUAAUGUACAAAAAUCGACUGAAAACCUCGCAGAAGAUCGAGAAAAAUGUGAUCGCGUUAUUAGCAAGAUUUUUCCACCAGGAGACCCACUAUAUGCAACUCCCACUGAUAAAGAAGUACUAGAACAGAAAAUUGAACAUAUAAAAGAAGUAGAAGACGGAGUUCCUAUAACAUUUAAAGAACAAAAAGAAUCGGACGCAACCAACUUAUAUUAUGACUCCGAACCAAAUAACUAUGAUACUAGAUAUGAUGGGAUUGCGGAUAAAUGUCUGCAAACACCACCUAAGAAGGUAGAUGAACAACUUUUAAGAGAAUUAGGGGUUGAUCAUAUUCCAGAAAAUAUAGAUUUUUACCCACAAAGACCUAAGCAAAGUUAUUACAGCGAAGUUUUAUAUGGGAAACCACAAGUGGUCCGCUAUACCAAUGAAACACCUAAAACAAAUGAACUGCAAAAAGUAAACUCCUUAAGUGAUUUAGAGGUAGAUAGAUCAUUUAAAGCAGAAUUAAUACAGCCCCUUAUUUUUGAUUCAAUUUCUUUAUGUGAAAGUGUAGGCAAAGGUAGCGAAGCCGAUAAUUUUGAUGCACUCGAAGACACUCAACUAACGCCUGUAAUAUUAAAUCCAUAUGCAAGUCAGUCAUUUCCAUUUCAUGACUAUGCAAUCAAAGAUAUCUUGCUUGAAAAUACUGUUGAAGAGGAAUCUAUGACAGUAACAACAGGGAUUGAUGAUGUUAGUAAUAACAAUUUGAUACCACCCAAUGAGAUGGAUAUAGAAAGUGACGAGCGGAAUGUUAGGGAAAAAGUAGAGGGUGCUAUUUCUGGUUUGGCAAUACCUGGUGAAUCGACAUCAAUCGAAACUCAACCUAUUACAACCAUGGUAGAAAAAGAAUUUGAUAUUCUUUAUACCCAGCCCACUUCAGGACCACCAGACGGGCCGGGAACGUUACAUCGACAACCAGAAAAGGUUGUAAAACAAAGUACGUCAAUUUCAUCCAAAAGUAAAGAAGAAAAACCACCAAACACAAAAAACACGUCUAUUUCAGAUAACCAAGAUCCAAAUGAUUCUGACAAUAUAAACAGAAUUUCCGGGGUUCAUGAACGACCAGACUUUUUAUUAAAUAUGCAAGCUAAUGUUUUUGCAGACAACGCGUCAAUUACAGAAGACUUAAAGGAGCCAAUUUUUGCAAGAAAAACUAUAGUUUCUUAUAUAGAAGGCUCAUAUAAGAAACCAAUAAUUGAAAUUAAAAUCCCAGUUUAUAAUAAAAAAACUGAGCAAUCAAUUGAAGAAGCAACGGUACAUUUUAAGGAAACUGAUGAUAACUCAGUGGAACAGAAUACAGCUUCUUACGUUCGAGAACAUUCUAAUGUAUCAGCAUCUUGUGGACGGGGUCCAGCUAAAACACCUAAAAUGCAAAAGUAUUCAAACUUAGAAAGAACUGUAUCACAUAUCGAAGUGACUGAAAAAAUGCCUAUUACAGAAAAUACACCAGUUCUAAAUGUGAGAUUAAAACCCGAAUAUGAGGGUUUGCUAAAGGACAAAAAAGGAGUUCACCAAACUGAGGCCGCCAAUUGCAAUCUUGACCCCAAUUUAACUGCAACUGGACCUAUACCAAAUAUGGUUGAGAAGGAAACUGUAACACUAAAAGAGCUGUUACGUAGGAUUAGAGAGAGACAUCGCCUGGAAUUGUGUCGGGAAUAUUACAAUCGACUGACCAACAUGAAUAUGACAGAAGCAUGCAGCAAGCCAGGAACUCUUGGACCAAAUCCAUGCAAAGGAAAAGAUAAGUCGCCUUGUCCGCCACCGCCCAAAUGUCCUUCAACAACAAAAAAAGACCCAUGUGCCGCCAAAGACGACCCUUGCGCCCCAAAAAAGAAAGACCCUUGCGCGCCCAAAAAAAAGGACCCUUGCCAACAGAAAGAUCCUUGCGCAAAGUUUUUAAAUUCCAAAAUAUACGACACAUUAUCUCUGUUUCGUAUAUAUAUCCUACCUGACUUCCGAAAUGUUAACUUCCAAUAUCGCCAGUAUAGUUCACAAGUUCUAUCAACGAGAGCAUUGCAAAUUCGUGCCCUGAACACUCCUGUACUGAACGUUGGCACCGACACUGUGAAGGAUGUAGUCCUUGCUCGGGAUUACGAGCCUUGGGUCCCUAUACCAUCCUGGCCUAUACCGAAAAAGGAAAAGAGGCGACCUUUCGUCUGUCCUAAAGACGGCUGCAAAUUGCUUCCCUCUCCCCCGUUUGAUCCAGCAUUUAAAGAUAAACCGUGUGUAUCGUUUCCGAAGAAGAAAUUUUCUCUCUCCGAAUUAUUUGAACAUCCAGUCGUUACUAGCAAGGAUAGCUGAAGAAUCGAUAGUUUUUAUUAUCUUACAUCUUUUACCCAAUUUUUAUUUUACCUGACUUAAUGCGCUGUUUUUUACGUAAUAUUUAAUAAUCUCCGUUUUGAAGACUAUCGAUGCGUCAAAAUUUAUUUUGUAACUAC